AUGUCAGCAAGUGACGCGGAAACCAUUCGCAUUCUUAUCUCGACAGACAACCAUGUCGGGUAUAACGAGCGAGACCCUAUCCGUGGGGAUGAUAGUUGGAAGAGUUUCCAUGAGGUCAUGUGUCUGGCGAAAGAACGGGAUGUCGACAUGGUGCUGCUGGCGGGGGACCUGUUCCAUGAGAAUAAGCCGUCGCGCAAAUCAUUGUACCAGGUGAUGCGAUCAAUUCGCAUGAACUGUUUCGGGGACAAGCCCUGUGAGCUGGAGAUGCUCAGCGAUGCCAGUGAGAGCUUUCAGGGCGCUUUCAACCACGUCAACUAUGAGGACCUAGAUAUGAAUGUGGCUAUUCCGAUUUUCUCGAUUCAUGGCAACCACGAUGAUCCCUCCGGUGAAGGUCAUCUGGCUGCACUGGAUUUGCUGCAAGUCUCGGGGCUCCUCAACUACUACGGGCGAACUCCCGAGUCCGAUAACAUCGAGAUCAAGCCGGUUCUGUUACAGAAAGGGCGCACCAAGCUCGCGCUAUACGGGAUGAGCAAUGUGCGCGAUGAGCGGCUAUUCCGCACCUUUCGCGAUGGCAAGGUCAAAUUCUUCCAACCAUCCGUUCAAAAGAGUGAUUGGUUCAAUCUGAUGUCGGUGCAUCAGAAUCAUCAUGCCUAUACGGAGACUGGCUAUCUGCCAGAGAAUUUCCUCCCGGAGUUUCUCGAUCUAGUGAUUUGGGGCCACGAGCAUGAGUGUUUGAUUAACCCACGGUUGAAUCCUGAGACCAAAUUCCACGUUAUGCAACCGGGGUCGUCUGUCGCGACUUCACUAGUACCCGGUGAGGCUGUACCAAAAGAGGUUGCAAUUCUUAACGUGACAGGCCGAGAAUUUAAGUGCGAACCUAUCCGGUUGAAAAGCGUGCGCCCCUUCGUGAUGCGCGAGAUUGUACUUUCCGAGGAGAAGGGAGCUCAGAAACUGGCUCGAAAGGAAAACAACCGGACCGAAGUUACGCGGUUUCUGAUGUCAAUCGUCGAGGAACUGAUCGAGGAAGCCAACGCAGAAUGGCGAGACAUGCACGAUGAUGGCGAUGAUGAAGACGAUGAAGAGCCCCGCGAAAUCCCGCUUCCUCUCGUGCGCCUCCGCGUCGAAAUAUCCACGCCAGAGGGCGGGAGCUAUGAUUGUGAGAACCCUCAGCGAUUUUCCAAUCGCUUUGUGGGAAAGGUUGCCAAUGUGAAUGAUGUGGUACAGUUUCAUCGCAAAAAGAGGAACGCAUCUUCACGGAAGGUUGACGCCACUGUCGAUGAAGCUGCCGUCUCUCAUUUGGCAACUCUGGACACGGUGAAAGUAGAGCAGCUGGUGCGCGAGUUCCUCUCGGCUCAAUCGCUCAGUAUCCUGCCACAGAAUUCUUUUGGGGAUGCCGUAGCACAGUUCAUCGAUAAGGACGACAAGCACGCCAUGGAAAUGUUCGUCAACGAAUCUCUCGAAGGCCAAGUCAAGCAUCUGAUGGCGUUAGAUCGUGAUGGGGACGAAAUGGAUGUUGAGGAAAGAGAACAGAGUUCGCUGGUGACUGCCAUGGAGAAGUACCGCUCCCAAAUGGAAGACAUGUUCUCCAAGGGCGUCAAGAAACGGACGACCCGCGGCAAGAAGCGGUUCAAGCCCAAGCCGGACGGUUGGGAUACCGAGUUUGACGGCAUGUGGGAAGACCAGCCAGGCGCCCUCAUCCAUUCGGAUAAUGAGGGUGGCGAUCCCGCUGAGGAGGAAGCCGGCGAAGAUGGAACAGCGCCAGCGCGUACCGCAGUUGCCUCAACUCGCGGUCGUGGCAGGGGUCGAGGAGGUCGGGGUGCGGCAGCUAGCGCUCGAAGCACCACAACGAAGGCAGCGCCGACUGCCAGCAAAGGACGCAAGAAAAGGGUAGAAUCAGACGAUGAGCCUGCAGAUGACGAUGUAAUCAUGCUGGAUGAAGAUGAAGAUGACAAUGGUGCAAACGUCGUUUCUGAUGACGAUGAUGAUUCUCGGGCUUUGUUCGUCAAGCAACCUCGCUCAGCCGCGGCCUCAAGUACGCGGAAAGCUGCCCCUGCAGCGGCAUCAGCUACCCAACGCCGUGGAGGCCGGACUGCGGCCUCACCAGCCCCGUCGUCAACCACUGUGGGCGGGACUGGAACCCGUCGGACAGCUGCUCGGACCGCCAGGCCGACGCAGACAACUCUUGAUUUCUCCGCCUCACAGGCUAGUGCGCCUCGCUCCUCGCGGCCAAGUCGUGCGACCCGCAACGUCAGCGUCAUCAGCGACGAUAUUGACGGCGAUGAAGAUGAUGCCUUUGAGCCGAUGCCGAGUUCCAAUGCCAGACGACGGAGGUGA
Molecule: messenger RNA, 2334 nt
Organism: Penicillium alfredii
Lineage: Eukaryota; Fungi; Ascomycota; Eurotiomycetes; Eurotiales; Aspergillaceae
Product: MRX complex nuclease subunit
Exons: 2
Coding region: 1-2334 (777 amino acids)
Biological process (GO): meiotic DNA double-strand break formation; double-strand break repair via homologous recombination; double-strand break repair via nonhomologous end joining
Cellular component (GO): Mre11 complex; nucleus
Molecular function (GO): 3'-5'-DNA exonuclease activity; manganese ion binding; DNA endonuclease activity
Source: RefSeq, a predicted model, not a curated record